AUGAGUGGAUAUUUGUUUCGAAACCUCGGCAGUCGCUACAUUUCUAUACUUAGCCGCGUGUGGUCGGGAAACUCACAAAUGGUGAAAAAUUCUGAAGCAAACUUAAGAAAAACACUCGAGACCAAGUUCCCCCAGGCAAAGAACAUCGUUGUUACCGAUAUCUCUGGCGGCUGUGGAUCGAUGUAUGAAAUAUUUGUCGAAAGCAAAGAAUUCAAAGGACUGUCCACGGUCAAACAGCACCGCCUAAUAACGGAAACACUCAAAUCGGAAAUUAAAGACAUGCACGGUCUCCGGAUACACACAUCCAUUACUGAGUAA
Messenger RNA from Anopheles marshallii, 318 nucleotides. Its product is annotated as bolA-like protein 3. The transcript is spliced from 3 exons. Lineage: Eukaryota; Metazoa; Arthropoda; Insecta; Diptera; Culicidae. The record is from RefSeq and is a predicted model, not a curated record. The coding region runs from base 1 to 318 and encodes 105 amino acids.